Protopolystoma xenopodis is the source of this 588-nucleotide messenger RNA. The record is from the annotation of a GenBank genome assembly. Lineage: Eukaryota; Metazoa; Platyhelminthes; Monogenea; Polystomatidea; Polystomatidae.
AUGAAUUUGCUAAAAGGUGUCACAAUGCGCUGCCGCAUUAGCCGUGAUAAGCGUGGCGUCGAUCGCGGAAUCUAUCCUACCUACUUUUUGCAUUUGGAAAGAGAGGAUGAUCGUCGUUUUUUCCUACUAGCAGCUCGUCGACGGAAGCGUUCAGCCACCAGCAAUUACUUAAUAUCCUGUGACGCUACCGAUCUGUCACGUGAUGGCGAUGCUUAUGUCGGCAAAUUGAGGGCCAAUUUUCUUGGCACUCAAUUCAUCAUUUACGGUAAUGGUCGGUCCAGUCAACCUUUAGCAUCUCCGACUUCUGAUUUGAUAACUGGAAUACUCCGUUCCAGCACAGACGACUCAACUGUUGCGGUAAUAGAAGAGAACAAGACUCUGAGUCCUGCUCAACUGGCUGGAGGCAAGUCAAGAACUAAUGGAAUUCACAGUAGCGUCUGCAGUAGCGCCAGUAGUAAUGGAGAGAGUGCUAAGGCAGCACUCUCUUCCUCAAGUUCUACAGAAAUCAGCACCCCUGGACACGUUAGUGAUUCAGGCGAACAGAGGAGAGAGUUAGCCGCUAUACUCUAUGUAGGUCUGCUUGUCUAA